CGUUUUGAAAGAUAUCCUUCAACUAUUCAGCACCAGUGAUGUCUGUAACAGAAGACCUUCGACCUCAAAAUCGAACGCAACCAUAUCCAUCGCAGAGCUGGCCUCCUCCAGAGUUCUGGGACAAGCUAUCCCGUGUGCCGCUUUGUCGUCGUGCGCUCAUCGAAUUCAACAGACGGGCCGUUCAACUGACUGCCCCUAGAUCACGUUCGGAGCGUGACAUUGAGGGUAGGCUGCAUGAAAUCGAGGACAGGCUAGUCGUGCAACUCAAGCGCUUUGCUCGCCGUGGUGGCCCAGAUCUUCGCAGCAUUCAAGGGUAUUCAGAGCCAAAUCCACAAUUCAGGAUGAGCCCUGGACGUGCCCAAUCCAAGCAGUCUGAUGCUGCCCAGAGCAAAAGAAUCACGACCAAAGAUCCUGUUUUUCAGCAAGCACUUGCCGAUGGUGGUGUUUUUCCCCCGGGAGAAAUAGAAUUUCCGCCAGCCAACUUUGAGGACAUAGCAACAAGACUGACGCAGCGCCGUGCGUCUCUAUCUCCUGUCGAUGGUUUCCGAGGGGAAUUCUUGAAAUUCAAGGGUUACAACCAAAAAGCCGGGUCCGAAGCAGAAGUCUCGAGCCGAAUAUUCUCAAUGAUUGUAGAUAAAACCAACAUCCCAUCUGGUUACAAUCAGGUGUUCAACAACCUCACGCCGCUUGUCGAAAACAUAGCACAUCCAAAGCCAGACUACUUCAAUGGCUCUAGCCCAGUCGAGAUCUCUCGGCAAGUUCGUGAUGAUCUCAAGGAAUACAUUGUGCCUUCCACCCAUCAACACUGGCCCGCUUUGCCAAACCUUUUCGCCGAACUUAAAGGUCCAGACGGGAAUAAUUCAGAAGCUAAGCGUCAGCUCAUGCAGGACCUUGCGGUGGGCGCGCGAGGAAUGCAAAUGAUACAAUCCUACAAGCUGGACGAGCUUGUAUUUGAUGGCAACGCCCAUACGUUUGGAGCAAUUUAUAUGAACAACCUCCUUCAGAUCUUCGCAAUGCAUCCAACUAAGCUAAAUGAAGAGAGCAAGAAACCCGAGUUCCAAAUGACCGUGAUCAAAGGGGUUUAUAUGACCAACAGCGUGGAGUCAUACAUAGAGGGGAUCACCGCAUUCCGCAACAUGCAGGAUUUGGCCAAAGAGAGAAGAGCAGAAUUCAUUGCAUGUGCCAAUGAGAGAGCUCGACGCAGACAUGAUGAGUCCGAGGUUGUUUCAGCCGAUUCUGACUUAACUUCACGCCGUUCAACUAGACAGUCGAUGCAAAGCGAGUCCGUCGCCAACCAUGACGAAUCAAAUUCGACCCCAAUGGACAGGCUCCAAUUACCAACACCGCCGGAAAAACGCAAGAGGAUGUAUCAUCUCGGACGUAACAGAAAAAGGCAGAAGACUAGUGACUUCACCGCUGGUGAUAACGAUGCUAGCGAUGAGUACGAUGAGCACGAUGAGCACGAUGAGCACGAUGAGCACGGAUGAGCACGAUGAGCACGAUGAGCACGAUGAGCACGACGAUAGCGAUGAGCACGAUGAGCACGAUGAGCACGAUGAGCACGACGAUAGCGAUGAGCACGAUGAGCACGGCGGCCACGACGGCCACGACGACCACUAUCAGCACGAUGAGCACCACGAUAGCGAUGAGGACGAUGAGAGCAAUGAGAGCGAUGAUAGCUAUGAGAACAAUGGGAGCGAUGAGAGCGAUGACUAGCUGUCCAGGUCGCUUCAACUGAUCA
Messenger RNA from Aaosphaeria arxii CBS 175.79, 1741 nucleotides. RefSeq lists its product as uncharacterized. The record is from RefSeq and is a predicted model, not a curated record. Bases 39 to 1487 code for a protein of 482 amino acids. Lineage: Eukaryota; Fungi; Ascomycota; Dothideomycetes; Pleosporales. The transcript is spliced from 4 exons.